Carlito syrichta (Philippine tarsier) is the source of this 7984-nucleotide messenger RNA. It is a transcript of the gene NOTCH1, whose product is annotated as notch 1. The record is from RefSeq and is a predicted model, not a curated record. Gene Ontology annotation, molecular function: signaling receptor activity; protein binding; calcium ion binding. The annotation marks the transcript as partial. The transcript has 33 exons. Gene Ontology annotation, biological process: regulation of DNA-templated transcription; multicellular organism development; heterophilic cell-cell adhesion. Lineage: Eukaryota; Metazoa; Chordata; Mammalia; Primates; Tarsiidae. Gene Ontology annotation, cellular component: plasma membrane; protein-containing complex.
GGCUUCGAUGCUCGCAGCCCGGGGAGGCCUGCUUGAACGGAGGAAAGUGUGAAGCGGCCAAUGGCACCGAGGCCUGCAUCUGCAGCGGCGCCUUCGUGGGCCCACGAUGCCAGGACCCCAACCCGUGCCUCAGUAGCCCCUGCAAGAACGCCGGGACGUGCCACGUGGUGGACCGGGGUGGCGUGGUGGACUACGCCUGCAGCUGCCCCCUGGGCUUCUCUGGGCCCCUCUGCCUGACACCCCUGGACCACGCCUGCCUCACCAACCCCUGCCGCAACGGGGGUACCUGUGACCUGCUCACCCUCACAGAGUACAAGUGUCGCUGCCCCCCAGGCUGGUCAGGGAAGUCAUGCCAGCAGGCUGACCCUUGUGCCUCCAACCCCUGCGCCAACGGCGGCCACUGCCUGCCCUUUGAGGCCUCGUACAUCUGCCACUGCCCGGCCAGCUUCCACGGCCCCACCUGCCGGCAGGAUGUAAACGAGUGUGGCCAGAACCCUGGGCUCUGCCGCCAUGGUGGCACCUGCCACAACGAGGUGGGCUCCUACCGCUGCACCUGCCGUGCCACCCACACCGGCCCCCACUGCGAGCUGCCCUACGUGCCCUGCAGCCCCUCACCCUGCCAAAAUGGGGGAACCUGCCGCCCCACGGGGGACAUCACCCACGAGUGUGCCUGCCUGCCGGGCUUCACCGGCCAGAACUGUGAGGAAAACAUCGACGACUGUCCGGGUAACAACUGUAAGAACGGGGGCGCCUGUGUGGACGGCGUGAACACCUACAACUGCCGUUGCCCGCCCGAGUGGACAGGUCAGUACUGCACGGAGGACGUGGACGAGUGCCAGCUCAUGCCCAAUGCCUGCCAGAAUGGCGGGACCUGCCACAACACCCACGGCGGCUACAACUGUGUGUGCGUAAAUGGCUGGACUGGCGAGGACUGCAGUGAGAACAUCGAUGACUGCGCCAGUGCCGCCUGCUUUCAUGGCGCCACCUGCCACGACCGCGUGGCCUCCUUCUACUGCGAGUGUCCCCACGGCCGCACAGGUCUCCUUUGCCACCUCAACGAUGCUUGCAUCAGCAACCCCUGCAACGAGGGCUCCAACUGCGACACCAACCCUGUCAACGGGAAGGCCAUCUGUACCUGCCCCUCGGGGUACACAGGCCCAGCCUGCAGCCAGGACGUGGACGAGUGCUCAUUGGGCGCCAACCCCUGUGAGCAUGCUGGCAAGUGCAUCAACACGCUGGGCUCCUUUGAGUGCCAGUGUCUGCAAGGUUACACGGGCCCCCGCUGUGAGAUCGACGUCAACGAGUGCAUCUCGAACCCAUGCCAGAAUGACGCCACCUGCCUGGACCAGAUCGGGGAGUUCCAGUGCAUCUGCAUGCCUGGCUACGAGGGCGUGCACUGCGAGGUCAACACGGACGAGUGUGCCAGCAGCCCCUGCCUGCACAAUGGCCGCUGCUUGGACAAGAUCAACGAGUUCCAGUGCGAGUGUCCCACGGGCUUCACUGGACACCUGUGCCAGUACGAUGUGGAUGAGUGUGCCAGCACCCCCUGCAGGAACGGCGCCAAGUGUCUGGAUGGACCCAACACCUACACCUGCGUGUGCACAGAAGGCUAUACGGGGACCCACUGCGAGGUUGACAUCGACGAAUGCGACCCUGACCCCUGUCACUACGGCUCCUGCCAGGAUGGUGUCGCCACCUUCACCUGCCUCUGCCGCCCGGGCUACACGGGCCACCACUGUGAGACCAACAUCAAUGAGUGUCACAGCCAGCCUUGCCGCCAUGGGGGCUCUUGCCAGGACCGUGACAACGCCUACCUCUGCUUCUGCCUUAAGGGCACCACAGGACCCAACUGCGAGAUCAACCUGGAUGACUGUGUCAGCAACCCCUGCGACUCGGGCACCUGCUUGGACAAGGUUGACGGCUACGAGUGUGCCUGUGAGCCGGGCUACACAGGGAGCAUGUGUAACAUCAACAUCGACGAGUGUGCUGACAACCCCUGCCACAAUGGGGGCACCUGUGAGGAUGGCAUCAAUGGCUUCACCUGCCGCUGCCCCGAGGGCUACCACGACCCCACGUGCCUGUCCGAGGUCAACGAGUGCAAUAGCAACCCCUGCAUCCACGGGGCCUGCCGUGACAGCCUCAAUGGGUACAAGUGCGACUGUGACCCCGGGUGGAGUGGGACAAACUGUGACAUCAACAACAACGAAUGUGAGUCGAACCCAUGCGUCAACGGCGGCACCUGUAAGGACAUGACCAGCGGCUACGUGUGCACAUGCCGGGAGGGCUUCAGUGGCCCCAACUGCCAAACCAACAUCAACGAAUGUGCAUCCAACCCAUGUCUGAACCAGGGCACGUGCAUUGAUGAUGUGGCUGGGUACAAGUGCAACUGCCUGCUGCCCUACACAGGAGCCACAUGUGAGGCGGUGCUGGCCCCGUGUGCCCCCAGCCCCUGCAGAAACGGUGGGGAGUGCAGGGAGUCGGAGGACUACGAGAGCUUUUCCUGUGUCUGCCCCACUGGCUGGCAGGGGCAGACCUGCGAGAUUGAUAUCAAUGAGUGCGUAAAGAGCCCAUGCCGCCACGGCGCAUCCUGCCAAAACAGCAAUGGUGGCUAUCGCUGCCUCUGCCAGGCAGGCUACACCGGGCGCAACUGUGAGACUGACGUGGAUGACUGCCGGCCAAACCCGUGUCACAAUGGGGGCUCCUGCACGGAUGGCGUCAACACAGCCUUCUGCGACUGCCUGCCCGGCUUCCAGGGCACCUUCUGUGAGGAGGACAUCAACGAAUGCGCCAGCAACCCCUGCCGCAACGGCGCAAACUGCACCGACUGCGUGGACAGCUACACGUGCACCUGCCCCACGGGCUUCAGUGGCAUCCACUGUGAGGACAACACGCCCGACUGCACAGAGAGCUCCUGCUUCAACGGCGGUACCUGCGUGGAUGGCAUCAACUCCUUCACCUGCCUGUGCCCACCGGGCUUCACGGGCAGCUACUGCCAGCAUGACAUCAAUGAGUGCGACUCACGGCCCUGCUUGCAUGGCGGGACCUGCCAGGACAGCUGCGGUACCUACAAGUGCACCUGCCCCCAGGGCUAUACCGGCCUCAACUGCCAGAACCUUGUGCGCUGGUGCGACUCAUCCCCCUGCAAGAACGGUGGCAAGUGUUGGCAGACCCACACGCAGUACCGCUGCGAGUGCCCCAGCGGCUGGACCGGCCUGUACUGCGACGUGCCCAGCGUGUCCUGUGAGGUGGCAGCCAAGCAGCAAGGCGUCGACGUCGCCCACCUGUGCCAGCACGGAGGGUUCUGUUUGGACGCAGGCAACACACACCACUGCCGCUGCCAGGCAGGCUACACGGGCAGCUACUGCGAGGACCUGGUGGACGAGUGCUCACCCAGCCCCUGCCAGAACGGGGCCACCUGCACGGACUACCUGGGUGGCUACUCCUGCAAGUGCGUGGCCGGCUACCACGGGGUGAACUGCUCCGAGGAGGUCAACGAGUGCCUGUCCCACCCCUGCCAGAACGGGGGCACCUGCAUCGACCUCAUCAACACCUACAAGUGCUCCUGCCCCCGGGGCACCCAGGGUGUGCACUGUGAAAUUGAUGUGGACGACUGCAGCCACCCUGUGGACCGCACCUCCCGCAGCCCUAAGUGCUUCAACAACGGCACCUGUGUGGACCAGGUCGGGGGCUACAGCUGCGCCUGCCCGCCAGGCUUUGUGGGCGAGCGCUGUGAGGGCGACGUCAAUGAGUGUCUGUCCAACCCCUGCGAUGCCCGCGGCACCCAGAACUGUGUGCAGCGUGUCAACGACUUCCACUGCGAGUGUCGUGCAGGCCACACAGGGCGCCGCUGCGAGUCGGUCAUCAAUGGCUGCAAGAGCAGGCCCUGCAGGAACGGAGGCACCUGCGCAGUGGCCUCCAACACGGCCCGAGGUUUCAUCUGCAGGUGUCCGGCGGGCUUUGAGGGCGCCACGUGUGAGAACGACGCACGCACGUGCGGUGGCCUCCGCUGCCUCAAUGGUGGCACAUGCCUCUCCGGCCCACGGACGCCCACCUGCCUGUGCCUGGGUGCCUUCACAGGCCCCGAGUGCCAGUUCCCGGCCAGCAGCCCCUGCCUGGGCGCCAACCCCUGCUACAACCAGGGCAGCUGCGAGCCCACGACCGAGAGUCCCUUCUACCGCUGCCUGUGCCCCGCCAAGUUCAACGGGCUGCUGUGCCACAUCUUGGACUAUGGCUUCACGGGCGGUGCCGGGCGGGACAUCUCCCCGCCGCAGAUCGAGGAGGCCUGCGAAGUGCCCGAGUGCCAGGGGGAUGCGGGCAACAAGGUCUGCAACCCGCAGUGCAACAACCAUGCGUGUGGCUGGGAUGGUGGUGACUGCUCACUCAACUUCAACGACCCCUGGAAGAACUGCUCACAGUCUCUGCAGUGCUGGAAAUACUUCAGCGAUGGCCGCUGCGACACCCAGUGCAACGUGGCCGGCUGCCUCUUCGAUGGCUUUGACUGCCAGCGCGCCGAGGCCCAGUGCAACCCCCUGUACGACCAGUACUGCAAGGACCACUUCAGCGAUGGGCACUGCGACCAGGGCUGCAACAGCGCCGAGUGCGAGUGGGAUGGGCUGGACUGCGCGGAUCACGUGCCCGAGCGACUGGCGGCGGGCACGCUGGUGGUGGUGGUGCUCACGCCGCCCGAGCAGCUGCGCAACAACUCCUUCCACUUCCUGCGUGAGCUCAGCCGUGUGUUGCACACCAAUGUGGUCUUCAAGCGCGACGCCCACGGCCGCCAGAUGAUAUUCCCCUACUACGGCCGGGAGGAGGAGCUGCGUAAGCACCCCAUCAAGCGUGCCGCUGAGGGCUGGGCUGCGCCCGGCUCCCUGCUGGACCAGGUGAAGGCCUCGCUGCUCCCGAGUGGAGGCAGCGGGCGCCGGCGCAGGGAGCUGGACCCCAUGGACAUCCGCGGGUCCAUCGUCUACCUGGAGAUCGACAACCGGCAGUGCAUCCAGGCGUCCUCCCAGUGCUUUCAAAGCGCCACCGAUGUGGCCGCAUUCCUGGGGGCGCUGGCCUCACUGGGCAGUCUCAACAUCCCCUAUAAGAUCGAGGCUGUGCAGAGUGAGACCGUGGAGCCUCCCCCACCCGCACAGCUGCACUUCAUGUACGUGGCCGUGGCCGCCUUUGUGCUGCUGUUCUUCGUGGGCUGCGGGGUUCUGCUGUCCCGCAAGCGCCGCCGGCAGCAUGGCCAGCUGUGGUUCCCCGAGGGCUUCAAGGUGUCCGAGGCCAGCAAGAAGAAGCGGCGGGAGCCCCUCGGCGAGGACUCCGUGGGCCUCAAGCCCCUGAAGAACGCCUCGGACGGCGCCCUCAUGGAUGACAACCAGAACGAGUGGGGGGACGAGGACCUAGAGACCAAGAAGUUCCGGUUCGAGGAGCCGGUGGUUCUUCCUGACCCAGACGACCAGACGGACCACCGGCAGUGGACGCAGCAGCACCUGGACGCUGCUGACUUGCGUGUGUCGGCCAUGGCGCCCACGCCGCCCCAGGGCGAGGUGGACGCCGACUGCAUGGACGUCAACGUACGCGGGCCCGAUGGCUUCACCCCACUCAUGAUCGCCUCAUGCAGUGGGGGUGGCCUGGAGACUGGGAACAGUGAGGAGGAGGAAGACGCACCAGCUGUGAUCUCAGACUUCAUCUACCAGGGCGCCAGCCUGCACAACCAGACAGACCGCACUGGGGAGACCGCCUUGCACCUGGCUGCCCGCUAUUCCCGCUCCGACGCCGCCAAGCGCCUGCUGGAGGCCAGCGCAGACGCCAACAUCCAGGACAACAUGGGCCGUACCCCGCUGCAUGCGGCUGUGUCUGCUGAUGCCCAAGGUGUCUUCCAGAUCCUGAUCCGGAACCGAGCCACGGACCUUGAUGCCCGCAUGCAUGAUGGCACCACGCCACUGAUCCUGGCUGCCCGCCUGGCAGUGGAGGGCAUGCUGGAGGACCUGAUCAACUCGCAUGCCGACGUCAAUGCUGUGGAUGACCUGGGCAAGUCAGCCCUGCAUUGGGCGGCCGCUGUGAACAAUGUGGAUGCCGCGGUCGUGCUCCUCAAGAACGGGGCCAACAAGGACAUGCAGAACAACAAGGAGGAGACACCCCUGUUCCUGGCCGCCCGUGAGGGCAGCUACGAGACCGCCAAGGUGCUGCUGGACCACUUCGCCAACCGGGACAUCACAGACCACAUGGACCGGCUGCCACGUGACAUCGCUCAGGAGCGCAUGCACCAUGAUAUCGUCCGCCUGCUGGAUGAGUACAACCUGGUGCGCAGCCCCCAGCUCCACGGCGCUCCCCUGGGGGCCACGCCCACCCUAUCACCCCCACUCUGCUCGCCCAAUGGCUACCUGGGCAACCUGAAGCCCAGCACGCAGGGUAAGAAGGCACGUAAGCCCAGCACCAAGGGCCUGGCCUGCGGAGGCAGGGAGGCCAAGGACCUCAAGGCACGGAGGAAGAAGUCACAGGACGGCAAGGGCUGCUUGCUGGACAGCUCCAGCCUGCUGUCACCCGUGGACUCCUUGGAGUCUCCCCACGGCUACCUGUCGGACGUGGCCUCGCCGCCCCUGCUGCCCUCCCCAUUCCAGCAGUCUCCGUCUGUGCCUCUCGGUCACCUACCUGGCAUGCCUGACACCCACCUGGGCAUCAGCCACCUGAAUGUGGCUGCCAAGCCCGAGAUGGCCGCGCUGGGUGGUGGCGGCCGGCUGGCCUUUGAGGCUGGCCCUCCGCGCCUGUCCCACCUGCCCGUGGCCUCUGGCGCUGGCACGGUCCUGGGCUCUGCUGGUGGCAGCAGUGGUGGAGGGGCCGUGAAUUUCACCGUGGGUGGGCCCGCCGGCUUGAACGGCCCGUGCGAGUGGCUGUCGCGGCUGCAGAACGGCAUGGCGCCUGGCCAGUACAACCCUCUGCGAGGCAGCGUGGCACCCGGCACCCUGAGCACGCCAGCCCCAGCCCUACAGCACGGCAUGUUGGGCCCACUGCACGGUGGGCUCGCCACCAGCACCCUGUCCCAGAUGAUGAGCUACCAAGGCCUGCCCACCACGCGGCUGGCCGCCCAGCCCCACCUGGUGCAGACCACGCAGGUGCAACAGCAGCAGCAAAACUUGCAGGUGCCUCCACAGAGCCUGCAGCCGCCGCCGCAGCCCCACCUUGGCGUGAGCUCGGCGGCCGGGGGCCCCCUGGGCCGGAGCUACCUGGGUGGGGAGCCCAGCCAGGCGGAUGCGCAGCCGCUGGGCCUCGGCAGCCUGCCGGCCCACACUGUCCUACCCCAGGAGAGCCCGGCCCUGCCCACCUCGCUGCCAUCUUCCCUGGUCCCACCCAUGACGGCCGCGCAGUUCCUGACACCCCCUUCCCAGCACAGCUACUCUUCCUCACCCGUGGACAACACCCCCAGCCACCAGCUACAGGUGCCUGAGCACCCCUUCCUCACCCCGUCCCCCGAAUCCCCUGACCAGUGGUCCAGCUCGUCGCCCCGCUCCAACGUGUCCGACUGGUCUGAGGGCGUGUCCAGCCCCCCCACCAGCAUGCCGUCUCAGAUCGCCCACAUUCCUGAGGCCUUCAAGUAAACAGCCGCGCCCCGGGGACCCCGGCUUCCUUUCCCAAGCCCUGCUGGGCGUCUGUGUGCUCCGCGGAGGCUGGGGCCGGCCAAGGGAGCCUUUUAUAAAAAACAUGUUUUUAUACAAAAGAAGAGGACACAAAUUUUAAUUUUUUUUUUAGUAUUUAUUUAUGUACUUUUAUUUUACACGGAAACAUUCUUUUUAUUUAUACGGACUGUUUUCUAUGGCUCCAGGUAGAGACUUUUAUCUGUCCUAGGAAAACAAAUUAGUUCUGAGUUGUGAUUUUCCUCCUUAGUUUAAAGAUUCUUAUGUGUUUGUAAAAUAUAAACAAAGAUUCAUGAUUUAUAAAUGCCAUUUAUUUAUUGAUUCCUUUUUUCUUUUUUCAAAAUCCAAAAGAAGUGAUGUUGGAA